AUCCGAAAUCGAAAUUCAAGAACAAUAGAAACUGAAAUGAUGGAGGCAAUCGACGGGAAGGAGAAGGUGACGAUUCGAGACGUCAGCCACGACGAGGAAGGGAUAAAGCUAAUCGAGAAGACGAAGAUCGACUCUCGCAACAUCGACACCAUUAAGUACGUCGAGAGGAAGCUCAUUGACAAGGGAUUCCAGCGUCUUGAACGCCAGCCGGUUCAGCCGCCGCCCAAGUCCGGCCAUGGCGGCAAGUUCACUUGGGAAGGACCCCGUGAUUCCAUUCAGAACGAGCUCUCCCCUGCUCCGGCUGCCAUUGAUGAGAACGAUCCGAACUAUGUGGAUGAAGUGAAGGAGGAGGAGGAGGUCGCCGGAUUGGUGGUCGGUGAAGUGGAGGUGGCGAAGGCGGCGGAGGUCAGGGAGGGGGUUGCGAGAGUGGAGGUGGAUCCUCGGCUUCAACUGCAGUGAAAUUGAGGGAGAAGCGUUGGGUUGUUUCUGUAAUUACGUCUUAGUUUGGGUCUUUUUAUGUUAAAAAAAAUAAAUAAUAAAGAGCUCUGUUUUACUU
This is a messenger RNA of Cucurbita pepo subsp. pepo (vegetable marrow), 556 nucleotides long. RefSeq lists its product as uncharacterized. The record is from RefSeq and is a predicted model, not a curated record. NCBI's taxonomy places the organism in Eukaryota, Viridiplantae, Streptophyta, Magnoliopsida, Cucurbitales, Cucurbitaceae.